Theobroma umbraticum is the source of this 2406-nucleotide messenger RNA. The record is from RefSeq and is a predicted model, not a curated record. Lineage: Eukaryota; Viridiplantae; Streptophyta; Magnoliopsida; Malvales; Malvaceae.
AUGCAACUGAUUUUGUUGCAAAAUGCUCUGCAUGAUGAGAUAUUAUUCUGUUUAUGCGUGUCCAUAGAUUUUUAGUCGAAGGAUUUCACAUCGAUUAAUUGUUUAUGGAUAAUUUUCUCACCUAUUAACAUGAGUUCACCAAACUUUGAUGGGAAUCCAUGUCUGCCCAUCAGUCCAAUGUCCUCUCCUCAUCCAACUCAGUUAGCUCCCCAACUUGAAGAUUCUAAUACAAUAUUCAUGAAUGGUACUUUGGAUAACUUAUUCCAAGACCAUGGUCUAUUCCCCAUGGCACAGCCAAAUUACUCCCCUGAUGCUCAUCAAAGCUUUGGUUUUCUUUCUAAUUUCCUACAAGUGAACCAAAUGGCAGCCUCAUUGCCUGAGUGUCCUUUACUAAAUGAAACUUCGUUGCUACUUCAAAAUUCCCCUCAAUUCCCUUACAAUAUGUCCCAAGGGAUCACAAACUCUUUCAUUCCCCCAACACAACCUGUGGAGCAAAAUGCUAAGGAAAUGAUCUCUGGAAGUGAUGAAGCAAGCAAUAAAUCUAGCACUGUCAAAAGGAAGCAAAGGAAUACGUUGAAGAAUAAAAAACAAACACUAGAAACAAGUGUUAAGGAUAACAGUAGUCAGAGCUCUGGUGGAAGUAACGAAAAUACAAGUAACAAAUGUAGGAAAAGACGCCAAAGAAGGCAGGAGCGGGUGUUUGGUGUGAGAAGCUCAACUUACCGGGGAGUAAGCAGAUGCAGGUACAGUGAUCGAUACGAGGCAUUUUUGUGGGAUAACAGUGAUCGAAGUCAAAAACCAAAGACAGUUUACAUAGGUGGAUAUGAUGAUGAAGAGUCUGCAGCAAGGGCUUACGAUAUAGCUGCCCUGAAGUUAUGGGGUGAAUCCGCGCCACUGAAUUUUCCAAUGUGUAAUUAUGAGAAGGAUUUGGAAGAGAUGCAGUUUUACACAAAAAAUGAAUAUUUUCGCAGCCUAAGGAGAAAAAGUAGAGGCUUUGCAAAGGGUGCAUCAAUUUAUCGUGGAGUCUCCAGGAACUCAGAUUUCAAGAAAUGGCAAGCAAGAAUUGGAAAAGGGAAAGAGAUUAAAGGAAUUUACCUAGGAACAUUUGACACUGAAGAGGAAGCAGCCAGGGCUUAUGAUGUUGCAGCAAUUAGGCUCAAAGGUGAAAAUGCUAUUACCAAUUUUGAUAUAAAUGAGUAUGAUCUGACGAGCAUUCUUCAAAGUACAAAGCUACCAAUUGGGAAGGGAGCUUCUAAGUUAUUGCUGCAGUCUUCGAUGGAUGAUGUUAUUCGAAAGAAAAGAAAUUAUACCAACGAGCAAAUCACCCUAGUACAUUUUGAAGAAGAUGAUUCAGGCAGCUCAGAUCCGAACCUACUAUCAAUGCACCCUCCACAGUUUCAAAACCUACUAGCUCCAGAAGACCCUAACAUGGAGCGUCAGCAGAAUUUGCACCAUUCCAACCAGCAAGACCUGAGCGAAAUUCUUAACUCCUCUCUUCUCCAUGGCUUACAGAACCCUGAUGAGCUCCGGGUUAAUUCUACUCUACUUGAAGGAUUUAACUGCUUUGAAGGUGAUAUGAGCAAUGAUGAGAAUCUAAGCUUUAACUUCAACGUGGAGUUUCCUAGUAAUGUGGACCUAGGUGAGAAGUACAAUGGUGGGUUAGAAAGGGGGAUUCAAGAAAUGCAGCCUUUUGAAUUCCCACAGGAUAUAACAGCACCAGAGAACCUGCAAUUUACUAACCCGGUCUUACAUCAAAAUCCAAGCUUCAACUUUAUGCAAGGCUAUGAUCAAAACCUUACCUUUCCAAUUCUUCAAGGCCAUCAAAACCCUGUUGAGUUGCAGGAAAAUCUUGCAGGGACUGGCUGGAGGAAUCAUUUGGAGACUGCCAGAGAGUUUAAUGGUAACUAUAAUGGAGGAACAUUUCCAAAUGAAGGGAUUAUUGAAGGUUGUUCAGCAGUGGGAUCAGCAUAUGAUAAUUUUUAUACUGAAUUAUCAGGGGGAGUCCAACAGAUGCAGCGACGUGAGAACCUUCAGAGCCUGUUAGCCCUACAGGGACAAGAUUCUCAUAACUUGAAUCAGGGACAUGAGGAUGUUACCACCCAGAACCUGUAUCACGAGCCUAUUAAUUUUCAAACAAAUCCCUCAUCUGACUAUCUGUUUAGUGGCAACCACAAUGAAGAAGUUUCAUGUAACGGGAUUUUCGAGGGGCUUCCAAGACUAAUGGAGAUUAAGAAUAAUUAUACAGGAGGCCAUGAUGACAAUUUCUGGGACAAUAGAGCAGCUAUGGUGGAAAACCCAGUCCCAGGCACUGCAGGAAAUGGAGUCAACUUCUUUGAAGACACUGAAGAGGACUUUCUUUCCAGUUGCUUGCAAGCACUAAAUGAACUCGGACCCUUGAGCUUCUAA